This is a messenger RNA of Protopolystoma xenopodis, 915 nucleotides long. The record is from the annotation of a GenBank genome assembly. Lineage: Eukaryota; Metazoa; Platyhelminthes; Monogenea; Polystomatidea; Polystomatidae.
AUGGUCUCCUGCUCCGACGAUGUCCGUCAUAUGACGGAGAUAAACUCGGCUAGAUUUUAUCGCGGUCGCAGGGCGGUGUGCCGAGGACCUAUUCGCACAAAUCUACAUUCACAACUCUAUGGUGAUCCCCCUACAGAAUCGCCAGAGGCCUGUGCGUACAUAAAACGAUUCCUGAGACAUGCAAAAUCAAAUGGCAUCUGUUCACAAUCCCCACUCAGCUUGUCUAAGUCAUCGACGCACUUGGAUAAAUCUCUUACCAUACUAUCUUCUGACUUCCCUUGCUCAUCACCUCUUUCACGCUUUUCCGAGUUGUCGCCUGAUCUUCUUUCUUCCAAUUCAUCAACAUGCAUUUUGACUACUCCUCUUAACUCGGGAGCUGGUGCAACUCCUGUUUCCUCCUUUCCACACCUAUCUGUCUGUUCUCUCUCUGCUGCUGAUCCAGCCUCUUGGCAUCAUUGUCCUGACGCUCUGCCUCACGUCUGUCCUCCCAGGCCGGCUACUCUUCGCCGAGAGACACUCGUUGUUUUGGGUGGCCUAGAUGAUACCUGUAUUCUUACUGGUGUCCAGGCCUUGUCGCCAGCCAAGUUAUCUUGGCAGGCGUGCGCCUCAAUGCCACUCGACAGUCUUAUCUGGUUCUCUGCAGCAGUGGUAGGCAACACUCUUAUUGUGACGGGCGGGAUCCAGGCGGGAAGCAUUGUCUCCACUGUAUAUCGAUAUUCAGUUGAUCAGAAUAUUUGGACUGCAGGACAUUCUAUGCCUCGACCUAGAGCUCGACAUGCUUCCGUAGCCGUUGGAAGUUCACAUUUGUUUCUAUUUGGUGGCGUAACAGUCACAUCAACCGACUCUGACAUUACUGACGCUCUGAAUGAUACUCUUCUGUCUAACUUUCAUCAACAGGUUAUUUAUUCAAACUAA